Messenger RNA from Zasmidium cellare ATCC 36951, 594 nucleotides. RefSeq lists its product as uncharacterized. The record is from RefSeq and is a predicted model, not a curated record. NCBI's taxonomy places the organism in Eukaryota, Fungi, Ascomycota, Dothideomycetes, Mycosphaerellales, Mycosphaerellaceae. Bases 1 to 594 code for a protein of 197 amino acids. The transcript has a single exon.
AUGGAGAACCAGCAGUUGAAUAAUGGCGACGACGCCUUCAUAGCCCUGUCGUACAGCUGGGCUAUGGCCAACGGAGACGAUUCCAAAUCACGAUCCGUGGUAGUUGAUGGACGGCGGCUCCUUGUGACUCAGAACCUUUUCGAAGCUAUGCUUCAGGUACGGCAGUCAUAUGGUGCGGUUCGCCUUUGGGUCGAUGCGAUAUGCAUCAGCCAAGAGGAUAUCGAAGAGCGGAAUGAACAAGUCUCUCGAAUGAGCAGUAUUUAUGCCAGCGCGGCGGAAGUCAUCGCUUGGCUUGGGGCGGAGGAAGACUUACAAGCCUUCCGCAUCCUAGAUUGCCUUGGGUCGAAUUCAUGCGACCUCAAGACUUCCACCAUACAUACCUUCAAAGCGUCCGACGGCAAAGUGAUCGGUUUGUGCGAGUUUCGACACGAAAAAGAAACGUCGCGCAACGACCUCGAUCCUGACGCUUUCCCACUGCGGUCCUACGCCCUUGAGCUUGCUACAUGCGUGAACGGUGUCUUGAACCGACGAUACUUCAAUCGUCGCUGGGUCGUGCAAGAGCUGUUCUAUGCGAGACACUUGCGCUUCCUCUAG